CUUCCGAUCGCUGCUCCGUGUACAAUCGCUGUGAAAAGAGGAAAAUUCUUCCCAAUUUCACGAAUAAACGAGGUUGAAACCACGAGAAAAAGGAUUCUAAUUCCUUUUGUAACACGUUGGGAGCCAAUCAACUGUAGAGAGCGUGCCAGAAAUCUUCGACCGACAUCCGGGAAUCCCGGAGUGACUAAUCGCGUGGAUGUUUUUAUUUCUGCGAAGUGAUAAAAUGUGCGUUUUGCGUCCUCUGCUCCAGGAUAUUUGACCAUUUUAGUGCUUGAUAGUCGUUUUUUUGCGUAGUUACUCCACCUCAAAUCCGAUAGAAUGGAACAUAAUCAGGGAAAAGUAACGGAAGUCAGUGUCGGUAAUCAUGAUCUAGCCAAGACUCCGCUGCGGGCGCUGAGCGAUCGUUCGCGGGAGCUGCUGGCAGGAUUGCUCAAUCACCGCCGUAUAUUCGCCUCGGAAGAGGGUUAUUUUCGAGAUUGGCGCGGUGCAUUCGAUGUGAUUGGCAUCCCGAAGCGGUUUCAUGCGCUAGUGGAAAAUAACGCCAGUCCCACGAAGUGUCUGCUGGACUUAUGGGACCAGGAAUCCGCUAACUGUAAGCGUCCAGCCAGUUUGGCCCAGCUGCAGGAAGUACUCGGUUGCAUCGAUCGAUGGGAUGUCGUCGAUGACACGUCGAAAUCGUUUGAGGAAGACGCAGUGAAAUUUCUAUUGAAGCAACAGAGCAGCAACCGGGUCGAGAUGAAACAGACGACGGGUGACGAUUUGGAGGAUAUGGACAUCAUCACCAGAGACGAUACUCACGAGCAUAAACAGCAAUACGAUGCGUUCAUCCUGUAUGCUGAUCAGGAUAUUGAGUUUGCUUCAAAGAUGGUCGCAAAACUCGAAAAACGGGGAAUGCGCCUGUGCCUGAGAGACCGAGACAUUCUGGCCGGUGGUAACUGUGAGCACGCAGUUCUGAUUCGUCUCAUAACGGAACGUUGCCGGCGGUUGGUUGUGCUCAUCUCGCAAGCGUUUCUGGAGAGUCCAUUGUACACGUUCACCGUUACGUUUGCCCACGCUCUGCAGAUCGAGAAGCGGCAGCGUAAGGUGAUUCCCUGUGUGAUCGAGAAAUGCGAAGUGCCACAGCACUUGAAGUUCACUUUUAUGCUGGAUUACCUACGCCAGCGGGAACUGUUCAACUUCUGGGACAAGCUGACGGAUUCAGUGAGAGAUCCGGCCAAAAUUCAAGCCAAGCCGGAAAGUGUUUCAGGGGAGCUUAAAGAAGCAAAAGUUGCACCAAGCAUGAUCGUAGAACCAGAACCGAUAAAACUACCCCCAGUCGCGGUAAAACAAUCACCAGUUCCCGAAAAACAAUCUAAACACCAAUUGACUCCCCCUGCUCUGACUGUCCAAAUUCCCUCCGUACCCGAGCUGGCAAAGAAAUCGCACUCGUUUUGGGGUCGCCUGUCAUCUCCAUUCCAUUUGACAAAGGGUAAACUGAGCCGUAGUACCUCGCAGCUCAUGGUCAAUGGCUCGAACUCGAUGUCAUUAGCAAGAGAUUGCGAAAACGAAGAGCAACCGCUAUCGAGCUUAUCGAUUAGGUCCGCUUCUUCGCUAGCACUGGCCGAGCCAAACCAAAAGGUGGCGAAAAAAUCGAAAAGAAAGUGGUACAAAUCUUUCGGUCAAAAGAUUGCCACCACAGCGUGAUGCGUCCCGCGUGAUACAGGGAGUCACCCCAAGCAUUCCUUUAGGCGAACUAUCGUGAUACUGUUUUGCGAUCCGCUCAAAUCAUCGUGCCUUACUUAAUGUGCAAUUUUAUGUCCGCCUGCCAUUUGGUGGCAGCAGAGCGGGGCAAGGCUGGAAGCCGCAACGUGACGCAUUUGCACACAUAAUAUUUUGUAAAAUGGUUUUUUUUCAAAUGAUUUUAAGCUGUUAA
Anopheles aquasalis is the source of this 1912-nucleotide messenger RNA. It is a transcript of the gene Myd88, whose product is annotated as myeloid differentiation primary response protein MyD88. Gene Ontology annotation, cellular component: plasma membrane. Gene Ontology annotation, molecular function: Toll-like receptor binding; TIR domain binding. The record is from RefSeq and is a predicted model, not a curated record. Gene Ontology annotation, biological process: innate immune response; defense response to Gram-positive bacterium; toll-like receptor 4 signaling pathway. NCBI's taxonomy places the organism in Eukaryota, Metazoa, Arthropoda, Insecta, Diptera, Culicidae.